Molecule: messenger RNA, 946 nt
Organism: Lactuca sativa (garden lettuce)
Lineage: Eukaryota; Viridiplantae; Streptophyta; Magnoliopsida; Asterales; Asteraceae
Product: PPR containing protein
Biological process (GO): Group II intron splicing; chloroplast organization
Molecular function (GO): RNA binding; protein binding
Source: RefSeq, a predicted model, not a curated record
UCCCUUGCUUCUCAUUUUUUCUUCCUUCUCAUUUUCUAGUUUCUACACAAUAUAGGUAUGGGUAAACUAGUAAUUUUAGGUACCCAGCCCCUUCAUCUCAUCAACAUCCAAAAGAGUCGUAUCAUUUAAACGUUAUCCUCAUCGCUUUAUGGCGUCUUCGCUCCGCCUUCAUCUGCCAUUCCGCUCUGCCUGCAACCGUUCCGCCGCCUUUAACCCCAUCGGAAAUCCUAGAUGCUAUACUACAGUUCGAUGCGGUCCGAGAGACAACCGUGGUCCGCUUUACAAAGGCCGAACGCUGAGCAUAGAGGCAAUACAAGCCGUUCAAUCACUCAAACGAUCACACCGUUCAGAUCCCACCAAUAAUGAUACCGUUUCCAAAACUCUAUCUCGUCUCGUCAAAUCCGACCUCGUCGCCGCCUUCAACGAGCUCCUCCGUCAAGAUCAGUUCGACCUAGCUCUCAAAGUCUUCUCCGCCAUCAGAUCUGAGGACUGGUACAAAACCGACCUAUCUCUGUACGCGAAGCUGGUGGCGUCGAUGGCGACUAAAAGAAUGACGGAUGAUAUUGACAAUCUGAUCCUCGACAUAGAAGUGGAUGACGUGGUUUCAUCUGAUUCGAAGGGACUCAUAACGCUUAUCAAGGCGUUGCUUGCUGCUGACAGGGCUGAAUCGACGGUCAGGAUAUAUGAGAUGAUGAAAUCCGGCGGGUGGAAUUGUAAUUCUCCAUCGAAUGAUUAUGUAGGUAAGGUUUUGAGUAGGGGAUUGAGGAGAUUAGGGAAGAAGAAGGUAGCUGAUGAGAUAGAUUCAGAAAUUGGGAGGGUGUCGGGUGGUAUUUCGGAAAAGAUGGUGGUUUAAAUUGUAAAAUUGGUAUGGAGAAUAUAGGCAUCACAUUUUAGUCACCCAAAUUACAUUAUCAGGUCUAGAAAUGCACACAAUUUUGAAUUUUCA